Messenger RNA from Aedes aegypti (yellow fever mosquito), 1469 nucleotides. RefSeq names its product larval cuticle protein A2B-like. The coding region runs from base 759 to 1388 and encodes 209 amino acids. The record is from RefSeq and is a predicted model, not a curated record. Gene Ontology annotation, cellular component: extracellular matrix. The transcript has 2 exons. Lineage: Eukaryota; Metazoa; Arthropoda; Insecta; Diptera; Culicidae.
UUUUAACCGACCCACGACUCUAAGUGUGCACUUGGCAGCUAUUGCUUGUUAUCAAGCAGUUUGACUACCGAUUGCAUUGAUUCAAUAGGAACUGGAGCAACAUUUGACAACUGCUAGAUAAAAGCGAGCACUUUGCUCUGUAAAGCAAACAACUUUACGAUUCUCGUCGGUGGUCGGUUGGUUGGCUGAUCAAGUGUCGAAUUACAUUUGGUGACACCGGCAACGAGCGCCGAUCGUUGGCGACAUCUUGUUUGAUCGAGUGAAAAUGUAGCAGAAAUAAGAUAUAACUGGUUCAAUCGUAUUGGCGGAAUUCGACCAGACCCAGGCUUAAAACCGUAAGGAUAUUAAUAACUUUGAUUUGUCUGCGCAUUGCUCAGCGCGAAACGGUGUCAAUGGUCUGGUUGUUCUUGCAGCUACAAGACUACCACGCAUUCGGCUAGAAGCUGAUCUACGCAGUUACUCAUUAGUCGAAGCGCUGGCUGGAAGAACUCGAUUUUUUAAGGGUGACUUUUUUGUGCAAACUUUUCCCCACCGUGACCAUUCUUGAUGAACCCAGCGUGUGGAAACUGGUCACACCUUUGGUGGUUGGCGAUGUUUUGCAGAAGCGGAAAAGCUUGCACUGCUUACCUUUGGUUUUUAGUAUAUAAACUAAGUUGCAUUUGAAGAAAAAUCAUAGUACGCUGAGUGCCUUCAAAGUAGAACGACAAGUGAUAGACAUACGAUUACAAUUUUAAAAGUUUCGGCAGUGAACGUUGAAGAUGGCUUUCAAAUUUAUUCUAGUUGUAUCCUUAGUAGCAGCUGUGCAUGCUUUGCCACAGCAUGGAUAUGCAUCAUCUCAUCAAAGCAUUCAGUUUCAUACAGCGCACGCAGCUCCGGUGCAUCACGUUGCUGCUAUACAUGCUGCACCUAUCCAACACGCCAUCGUGAAGCAAGUUGAACAUCAUGCUCCUGCAAACUACGAAUUCUCUUACUCUGUUCACGAUGGCCACACCGGUGAUAUCAAGAGCCAGCACGAGACUCGACACGGAGAUGAAGUUCGUGGUCAAUACACCCUCCUGGAUGCCGAUGGUCAUCACCGGAUUGUCGAUUACCAUGCUGAUCACCAUAAUGGAUUCAACGCUGUAGUCCGGCGGGAGCCAACUAACGUGAAAAUUGCCCAGCCUGUGCAUAAGGUCAUUGCUCAGCCAAUUCAUGUUGCUGCUGUUGCUCAUCAUCAUGCUGCUCCUGUUUCGCAUGCCAGUAUCUCCCAUCACGUGGCUCCAAUUGCUCACGUUGCGCAUAUCGCUCCAGUGGCGCAUGCCAGUAUUGCGCAUUAUGCUCCAGCUGCCGCCUACCAGAGUCAUGGUGGUCAUCAUGCUACCAGUCAUAUUACUCAUCACCAUUUCUAAUAAGUUGUGUUAGAUUGUUUUCACGGGACCUGAUUGAAGAACGUGCAAGAAGUGAGAAGUAUAGUCUAUUUUAAAACAGUA